Messenger RNA from Bombus huntii, 1465 nucleotides. RefSeq names its product transcription factor BTF3 homolog 4-like (gene bic). The record is from RefSeq and is a predicted model, not a curated record. The coding region runs from base 174 to 734 and encodes 186 amino acids. Gene Ontology annotation, cellular component: cytosol; nascent polypeptide-associated complex. NCBI's taxonomy places the organism in Eukaryota, Metazoa, Arthropoda, Insecta, Hymenoptera, Apidae. The transcript has 4 exons.
CAGAAGCGUACACUUCCAUUUUCUCGACCCUUUCGGCGAACAGAGAGCACGUGUCUGCUUGCCGGUUACGUUUAGCUCAUUUUAUCGUAUAAAACUUCGCGUCAGACUUGUAGCUUGUCGAAGCUUGGUGACUAACAAUCUAAGGAUUGUGAUCGUCGUAUAGACAGGUUAAUAUGAAUCCUGAAAAGUUGAAGAAGCUUCAAGCUCAAGUACGAAUCGGCGGUAAGGGAACACCCCGACGCAAGAAGAAGGUUGUUCAUGCUACUGCUGCUACAGAUGAUAAGAAAUUACAAAGUUGUUUAAAAAAGUUGUCUGUGAAUACAAUUCCUGGAAUAGAGGAGGUUAAUAUGAUUAAGGAUGAUGGUACUGUCAUCCACUUCAAUAAUCCAAAAGCUCAAGCUAGUUUAUCUGCUAACACAUUUGCCAUUACUGGUCAUGGUGAGAAUAAACAAAUAACUGACAUGUUACCGGGAAUAAUAAGUCAGUUGGGUCCUGAAGGUGUUACACAGUUAAAGCGACUAGCAAGCACAGUUUCUGGAAGCACAGUUGGUAAAUCAACUUUGGAAGAAGAUGAUGAGGUACCAGAUUUAGUGGAAAACUUUGAUGAAGCUAGCAAAGAGGAGGUUGCUCCAAAAAAGGAAGUGGAUGAAAAUGAUAAAGCAGCUGGUGAUAAAAAAGAAGCUGUUACGAUUGAUGAAAAGAAAGAAGCCCCCUUAGCUACACCUGAAGCUUAAAAAGUGUUCAGUAACAAGCUAUUUCAUACAACCAACAGUUGUAAUUGACAAGUCGAGUAAUACAAGUUGCAAAAGCAAUGCGUAAACGAAGUAUCACUAUACAUACGUUAUAAAUAUUUGACAUACACUAUAAUAAUCUAUAUGAGUAACAGUUAACAAGAAAUAAAAAAGGCUGUUACAGAAAUCAAAAGUUUCUACAGACAAUGUUCUUUACUUUGUUGCAUUUGCUAAAAGGUAGACUUUGCUUUGAAACAGCUAAAAUGAUCUUAUUUUCCCUAAAUUAAUAUUUUUUAAUAUUAUGCGCGAAUGACGAAUGGUGUUUGAAUUUUUGACACUUAAUUCGAAUAUUCAUUCACGUGAGACGCGACGUGAAUUUAUAAUUUUUAUUAUGAUCAUAUAAUACGAUCAUAUCUUUCUCAUUGUCUCACAUUGUAUUCGCAAUGUGUUUUUACUUGUCCAGAGUAAACUCAAAGAAUUUAUAGAAAUAUAAUUAGAGAGCGAAAUGAAAUUCCGGCAAGAGAUAAUAAUAGCUUUCCUAUUCGCAGUAUAGGGGAAAGAAGUUUAUAUGCAUUGUAGAAAAAAAGAAAGACGCGCGAAGUACUGAUGCACCUCUAUUUUAAUCGAAAUUGAUAUAUGGAUAAGGAUAGUUUUUUGCAAUAGUGUUCCAGCGUGAAAAAAUGAGGUGUAAUAUUUUGUAAUGUAAUCUAUGAAAUAAAUUCAUUUGCUGGAAA